AUUUUUGGGCAAAAGCUGAUAGAGACAGCCCUGGUCCCAUGACAGAAAUAGCAGAAGCGACAGUGCACUGUGUGUCUUCCAUCCGCUCGCGAUCCCUGGACGUGAUUGCGGAAGAGAUCAGAAAUUAUUUUACCUCUAAUCGAAACUGCGAAAUCUACACGAACGAAGAAUUUACGAAAAUGGCCGAGAUUACGGAUUUUGGGCCAAGGAAGACGAUUUUUAUCUUAGCUAUUGUAGCCAGCUGCUUCGCGGUAUUAUGGCCGAAAAUUUUCUAUCCUAUGCUCACAGCAUCUGUCACACCACAUCAUACACCUGAUAAUUCUGCCUGCUGCGACGUAAUAUUUGAAAGCGACGUCACUGCUGCAGAUAUUAUGCAGGAAAUGUGUCAGAAUAUAUUGAAGCAUCAUCAAGUUGAUCCACGUGUAAGAGAUGUUCUGUCUGUAAAACUGACACCUCAAAGUGCAAAUUUAUGUAGAGAAGAAAUCUUAGACAGAUGUGGUAUAGAUUUAUUCACAUUUCUUGCUGAUAGAGAACGAUUGGGAAAGUCUUACAAACAAGUUUUGGAAGAAAUUAGAUCAUUUAAUAGUUCUCUCUGUCUUAAGACACAUUUUGGUAUACCUCUUUCUCAAUUAGGAACUCCACAUCUCAUCAGAUAUCAUAUUUUAAUGCCACACAGUACAAUACAACAAGAACGACGUACUCCUCCUCAUGCUGGAGGCUUACAUCCUGCUCUAAGAGAACGUGGGAGAGCCAUACCAUCCUCCCAUAUUGUACCAAAAGUAACAGAUAGACCUGAUCAUGUGAUACCAAAAAUGAGACCACCAUUGGGAGGUGCAGGUCAUGUUGUUUCUGCACCAAAAGGAAGUGGCACAAUGGGAAUUAUCAUGCCAUUGUAUACUUUGGGCAUUGUGCUAUUUUUCCUGUAUACAAUUAUAAAGGUUCUGAAGAAAAGUUCGGAUAGCGAAAUCAUUUCUGAAUAUCCUGGAGCCGCAGCAGAAAAAGAAUUUCGGAAGAUGGUAUUUAGUCCUGAAGCUUUCGCUUCAGCGAUGACUGGUGGCACAAUGCAGUAUUGUAAGGAAAGAUCACCAUCCCCUCACAGACCUCCGCCUACCAUAGAGGAGUUAAAAGAUCCUAUUUCCUUUAAAGAAAUACUGAAAAAUAAGGCUGGAACACAAGAAGCGGCAGGAGACAUAGAGAUAGACCAACUGAGACGACGUUUGGUCGAGACGGAGGCAGCCAUGGAAAGAAUUGUUGUCCAGAUGGGCAACAUAUCACGUACAGUUAUGCAUAGUCCGAGCUCGCAACAAGAACUUAAGGGUGAUGCUGUUGUCGAGGCCGACCAUAGUCAAGCAGAUGAAGAAGUAGCAAACAUAGAAAAUUCGCCAACAGUAAAAGUUAUGGGUAUGGAAAUGACAGCUAGUUGCGAGGGUAAGGGUAGUAGACCUACUACUCCUAUAAUACCUGUUGCACCCAGCCAUGUUGAAAGGGAGAAAACACCGCCUAAACCUAUCUAUUUAGAAGGCGCAUUACCUCCGCAGUGUGAAUUGCUUGUAACCGAUUCAGAAACACAAGCACAAAAAGCAGAAGAGGAUGCAGAAGCACCUGUUGUACUCUCAGGCAAAAUGACCCUUUCUCUCAUCAGUGUGGAUCAAAAUGCAGCUGAAUCUGAAGGAGAAAAUCAAGAAAGACGGACAGUAGAAGAUGAAAUAGUCUUGAAUACAGACUACAUGCAGAUUGAACAUGAAACGUCGAAAAUCGGGUCAACUGGAGAAAUGCAAGACAAUGGUAAAGUUGGAGAGGAUGGCAGUAGAAAUCAGCAAAGGCAAGAGAUUGAAAUACAAGAUGAAGAAGACGAAGAUGAACUUGACGAGGGAAGAGAAAAAGAAGAAGAAGAAACAGAAGAGGAGGAAGUAGAGGUAGAAGAAGAAGAAGAGGAAGUAGACGUAGAAGAAGAAGAAGUGGAAGUAGACGUAAAAGAAGAAGAAGAGGAGGAGGAAGAGGAAGUAGAGAUAGAGGUGGAUGAAGCAGAUGAAUACGAAGAAGAAGAAAUAGAAGAAGAGGAAGAAGAUAGUGAAGAAAAUGAAAAUGUGGGAGCAAAUGAAAGCGGGAGCAGUGAGGCAGAAGCUGAGGACGAGACAGAUGAGGAAGAGGAAAGUGAAACUGAAAAUAUGAGAAUAAUAUAAGAAAUUAAAAAAUUGUUGUAGUAACAAUUUAAAUCGGUAAAUGAAGUGGAAAAGGAAGAAAAUGAGAAAAUACGAAACGACACCUUAAACAACGUAGACGAUGGUGACGGUGGUAAAAACAACGAAAUGAAACGAAGUUUAAAUACUAAUUGGAAAAAUGAAGUAGAAAAGAUCAGCGAUGAAGAGUACGGGUUGCCUUAUAGCGAAAAAAUGAUUCGGAACAAGCAAACCCAAAAUAAUAAUUGAUUGAAUCAGUGUUUACCAAUCUUCAAGAUUUGUAUACUUCAAGAUAGAAGAGCUACUUAAAAGUUCGUCAAAAAUUUAAUGAUGAAGACUAGAAACAUUGGUCAAGCACUGCCAAACACCUAAUAAGUUCAUAAGAAUCGAAUUUACCAUAUGCUUGAAUUAUGAUCUGUUCUAUCCAACAUUUCAUUAAAUCAGAAAUUUGUUAAUUGGAGGGGCCAAGUAAGAGGCAGUGCUUUACGUACAUGUCCAAUAGCGUCAUUGUUUCAUGAAGAUCAUGAGAUCUAGUACUAUACAUUGUAUUAGACACUGUGCAACUAUCAACAAUGUUAUGGUGUUCACUCCCUUUUGGGUAUCGCGAUUGGCAAGCACUGAUCUACAUGCUUGUGCAUAUACUAUUUAUUUCAGUUAAACACGGUUCAGUAUUUUUUAUUAUGCCAAAUCCUUAAUCAUAAUUUUUGUCGUUCAUUUUUUUAACGUUCAAUGAUCUAUUUUAUAUGGUAUCCUAUGUAUAGUAUUCACGCUACGUUCUAAUGGAAAUUUUGUAAUACUGUAGUUUAUAGAGUCAUUUAGUCAGUAGCAUUGUCAUUUUCAUACCUAUGCUUGAUCAUGCAAUUCUAUAAUAUUGUGCAAUAUACAAAUAUUGGAUGCAAUUCCAAAUAGUAAUUUGUAUUACGCGAGACAUUUAUUAUUUUUAGAGCAAACGAAAUUCAAAGACGAACAAACUUAAUACCUCUUAAAAGCCAAUAAAUAUAAAUAAUUUGUUUAGUUGCAUGAUAUAACUACACGAGAGAGUUAGCAAUGCAUUAUAAUAUUCACCAUUCAUUUUUUCGUGUAAUUAGUAUGAAAACAAAUUGUUAGUACUGUUAUAAAUUACCUACAAAUAAGUAGAAGUUAUUGUCAAAUCAUAACUUGCAAAUAAUUCGGGAAAUUGUUAAAUUUACAAAUUAUAUAGAAAAUAUACAUACAUUGAAAAUAAUAUAA
Messenger RNA from Megalopta genalis, 3410 nucleotides. The record is from RefSeq and is a predicted model, not a curated record. NCBI's taxonomy places the organism in Eukaryota, Metazoa, Arthropoda, Insecta, Hymenoptera, Halictidae.